This is a messenger RNA of Xyrichtys novacula (pearly razorfish), 33189 nucleotides long. NCBI's taxonomy places the organism in Eukaryota, Metazoa, Chordata, Actinopteri, Labriformes, Labridae. The record is from the annotation of a GenBank genome assembly.
GGAACACAGCUCCUAUGUGCUUCAGGAACUGUGCCAACGCGCAGCAGCCCGGUGCACUCAAAGGGAUUAACACGGCUCUCCAGCGCGCAAAAAGAAGUUUUAAACAGCAGAAGACUAACUUGGGAGGAUAACGGUAAGCAAGAUGAAGAUUUUAAUACAUUUGUAUUCAACAUAUGUUCUCUAAGAUUCAUGCAGUAACUAUUUGGCAGGAGAGUUACGCUGUGCAUUUUAUGAUUUGCAUGACUCUGCAAAAGUAAGACGGAAAAUACCUGACCAGAUCCACAGACUUUAAAUACUAGAUAUAAAUUUGUAAGUAUGACACCCCUCCUGGGGAGCCUCUUUUAUUUUAGUUGGAUGUAUUGAUUCACUCCUCUAGUCUGAAAAUACACACUCAUAAAUCUCAGAUUUUAGUGCUGGGUUGCCUGCCAUACUACAGUGGCUUUUGGAAAGACACUGCCAUUCAUUGUAAGUCUCACUGGCUGAGUAAAUGUCAAUGAGAAGCACCUCCCACCAGGAAAAAUGAUAUAUUUAGUCCAGGUUUAGUGUAAAAGGUGAAAAAAAUUAGAAUAAAUCUGGUAAAUGUACUUAUCUGUAUAAUUAAAACCAAAACUUCAUAAGAUCAGGAAUUUUUGAGGUCUAGGAGGAAAAGGACUCUUUUGUAUAACUUUACAAACAUCUAUAGAUGCAAACUUAUUAACCACACUACACGUUGUGAUAUUAGUUGUGUUUAUGAUCAUCCGCGUGGAGAGGUGGAUCCGAGGUCAGCUCCUCCUCGUAUCAGACGCCAGGUGCAGAGAGGCCUCAGCUCCCAUACACAAGAUGUGGAUAUAAACCUGUGUGUCUGUUUCUUCUGCUCUGUCUGUCACUCGGGUAUAAAAUUCAUGAGAGCUAUGAGAAGGGCACAGAGAGAGAAGCUGGUAGAGGUUUAGUGUGAAAAAGGGGCACGGGGGAGAGGAGGAGGAGAAGGAGGAGGAGGGUGUGGUGCCCCGAGCUGGCACAGUGUGUUGACAUAGAGGCAGUGCCAGACCUCAGCCGCCUUUUCAGCAAGAGGGAAUGGGAUUCAAGGAUAAGAGCAACCAAGCGAGUUAAGGCUUGGUUUAUUUUCUCUUUCUUCACUGAUCACACAAAGUGACGGCUCCUUUUACCUAGUAGUCGUUUAUGACUUUGAUAUUAGGUUUAGCUCUAAUCCUGGAUAUCAUCCCUGUUUUUGUUGCUGUCCAGACAGAGGUCAGACGCAGGGUCAGUUAAAAACUUUGCCCCUGGUUAUGUUAGGAAUGUAGUCUUUUGUUCAAAGACAGUUCAGCAGGGGGAAAGCCUGUCAGGUCUCUCUCCUCAGUGUCCCACCCUGCUGCUCAGUUUUGUCAGAAAAUAAUCAGAGAGAUUGAAGAGAGGAGGAUAGAGUAUUUCUCAGAGUACAACUACAGGUGUAGCAGUGUUAUGAUUCACACUGAGGCUCAAUUUACUCCUUUUGAUUCGUAUUAGCAGGGGUGUAUAAUUACUAUCAGGAUAGAGUUGACCCUUAGGUUACAGAGGUUUAACUGUGGUGCAGUUUAAGUGAAGUUUGUGUUAACAGGAAAGUUACUGUAGGCUUACAAAAUACACAAUGGUGUCUUAAAAGUUGCACAUGAGGGUUGGUAUUGCAGAGGCACUCAGGAAUCAUGAUGAUGAAAGUGAGAUGUUUCAAUAUCUUGUGCAAAUAAUGAAAGUAUCAUGAUGAUGCAAGAGCAAGAAGAAAGGAAACCUACAAUACUUACAUAAAAAUCUAUGCAUGACAUUUCCAUUGAACUGUAUGGUCACUAUUGAGGGCAUGAAAAGGGGAUACUGUAAUGUUAAUAUUUGUGUUCACACCAUUUACAUACACAAGGGAAAAAGAGUGUUGGAAUCACACAUCAGUAAUAUGCUGCUCUAGAAAUGAUUAUUUACAUGAACAGUUCAAACCUCAGUGUGAACAAUAAGUCUAAAUCCACAGCUAGUCCUAAGAAAGAAUACCAACAGGUAGGACUGGGCGAUAAAACGAAAAUUUACAGAUACUGAGAUUUACGACAAUAACUGAUGUCAUUUUGCCCAUAUCGGUAUAAUCAGUGUCAAAAAAUAAAUAAAUAAAAGUUAGUUUUGGAUGUGUGUAGGUAGGCUAUGGUCUCAUGUCCCUUUAAGACGCUGUCCUACAUCUGCGACAUGGCUCCACCCCAUCCAGAGAGAAAGACAGAUGAGGAGAUGGAGGACGGUUCAAAGUUAACGUAGGAGGGGGUUAGCAGCUUGUGGAGUAGUUGUCGUUCAUUUAUCGUUAUCAAGGUGAACUGCUCAAUAUAUCGUGAUAUUGAUUUGAGGCCAUAUCGCCCAGCCCUACCUACAGGGUUGUUGUGCAUCAGUUGUUUCAGUACAUCUCUGAAACCUCUGAAUUUCAGAUGAUGAUAAAAAGUGACUUGUGUGUUUUUGUGUGUUGUGCACCAGACUUGUAUUUAACCUGCAUGUUUCUAUGGGUGUAUAACUCUGUGCAUUCAGCUGAAAUAUUGGUUAAAAAGACAGGAAUCCACACCCUUAUUUUGCAAUCUGUGCUCUACUAUGUUGGGUCACCCAGCGGGAAAAGAUUGAUCAAAUAUUUCCUCCCUGCAGGUUGUGUCUGAGACUCUGAGGAUUAGUUCUCUUCCAUCAUCUGAAAUUCCAGCCCGAGACAGCUGAACUGUCAGAAUGAUCUGCGCUGCUAUGACCUGGCUCUAUGUCCUGUGCCUCUCCCUCCUGCUGGUGUGUGUCAAGGACUCGGCCUCCCUCUUUCUGCCGGACUCAAAGGAGCUCAGGCAGCUGCUGAGUCGCUAUGAAGAGGAAGCAAACCAGAGCAACGACAGCAACGUGGCUGGCAACCGUACCAGACGAGCCAUCCCCUGGUCGGACCGUGAGGAAAUCCUCCAGCUGCACAACAAGUUGAGAGGAGGCGUCUAUCCCACUGCCUCCAACAUGGAGUACAUGGUGAGACAUGUCCCACUGCCCCAGUGAUGUUUAUCUCUGUUUCAAUGAAGACAAAAAAACAAAACAUUUUAUCUUGUCUUGACCUGACAAAUGCCAGAGUUUUCCUAAAUUUUUUCUGUCUAUUCUCACAUACUUUUUUUAAGAGUAGUAAGUAAGGAUGUUUGAAAUUGAUUUCUUUCCGGGGUGUAGUCAUUCCUCUUUCAAGACAGAGAGACUCACUAAUCCCUCUUCACUGUGAUCUCUCAUAGAGUAAUAAAUAUCUACAUUUCUACCUGUUUGCAUGACCCCGUUGUAUCCUAUCAGCACAUCAUUGUCAUGAACUCUUACCUCUUUCUCUCUGCUACAGUAAAUAUUUGUGGCAUGAACAUGUUUUAACUUUUUUUAAGGGGUCAUGUUGAUUUAUCAAGCGUGGCUAACACCGGCAGAGCUAGCACCAACAGCAUUUGCUCCCUCUUGAUGGUUAACGCCCAUGUGCCUGUGUUGAUCACACAUCACUGUGGUCAAGUGAUUAUAUGCCAGUUUAACCUGACACAGCCCACAAUUAACCUUAUCUUUACUUUGGGGAUCCCAAUGCUGCAAAAUGUGCCAGGCUGUAAGAUGCUGUCUGUUAUCUGUGCAUGUUUACAUCCAGGUAGUAGAGCAUUGGCAAGUGGCAAGGCACAGCUUAGACACGGCAUAUGACUGGGAGUGAUAAAAAAUCUCAAUGAACCAUUAAUUUGAAUAAGAAUGAUGAUAUUAAUUUGUUUGGUCAACUUGGGCACACCCUUUGUCUGAAGUGCUCGAUGGUUCAUUGCUCUGCUGGAAUGGCAAUGAUGUAACCUUUUCUGGGCGAUCACAGGCAAACAUGUUCAGUUCAUGAAAGUGCCUGUCUCGGCCCCUGACAAGCAUGUACAUCAAAACUUUAAGUUUCUGAAAACAUCAAAGAAAUAUAAGAGAAAGCCUUUCUUAUGAGUCAGACACAACAACUAUUGCUAUGAAUGCUCAAAUUGUAAACAACAAAUAUAACAGCAAGAUAAUUUAAAGGUUCUAUAAGGAACUUUCAAAUUGUGUCACUUAUGGCGCCUCCUGUGGACAAAGUAGUUUUUCUUAUUUUGUCUUCCACAGACUUAUAAAGUAUUUUAGGUCCAAAAAUAACAGUCAAAUUCAUGAUUCUUUUUGAGUAUUUUAUGUGGGUGCGUGGCUUACACCUACCCUCACACACCAGUUUGAGGCAUUAAAAAUUACAUCUCAAACAUGAAAAAUCUUGCCAUUAUUGGUACAGUUUGCUUUUGCAUAUCAUAAAAAGGCAUCAGUAGGAACAUCAGUCUAGUUCAAAAAUGUGAAAAAAGGCUUUGCAGGAGCUUUAAGUGGUGUAGAUAAGACCCCUGGAAUAAUAAUUUGAGCCCACCACUGGUAAAAACAAUCAUUUUUAGUCACUCAGCUAUAAUUUCAGGUGAGGAUUACCCUGCAGCAAGGAUUAAGGAUUACAGCUGUGGCAUGGGUGCUGGUUGAAAUAAUCUGCCGGAGCAUUUUGAAUCACUUUGAACCUGCCUCUCAUUUACACACUUAAACAUAUGAAGUAGGACGCAUGUUGAAGAAUACAGAAAUUCCCCUUUAAAUUGAAUGUAUCAGCUACACUGAGCUUUAAUAAGAGGCUUGUAAAGUGGUGUUCCUGUAAUAAAAACAACCUCUUCUCUCUGCUGGAAACAUCCAGUAAUGCUGGAGAGCGAUUGCCAGCCUGCUGUGCUGCGUUUUACUAGGAGGUUAAUAAUGCUGAGUCUGUGCUACCUGCAAACAGCUUUGAACCGAGGAGACAGGAGUAUGGGGGAGGGCUGGGUCAGAGGAGGACGUAGAGAAUGAGGCAAGAAAACAGGAAAUUUGGGGAUGAUGUGGCACAUCAAUGAGUGAAAUAGCAGAGGGAUGAUUGUUGAGACACACAGAGGGUUAUUGGAAACAUUAAGGUUCAUGAAGUUGAGAGAAGCAGUGGUGGCCUGUACGUGUGGUUAUAACCAGGAGGAAAGUGUCUAAAGAUUUACUCAGCUCAGUGCUCUCUCAAAUUCCAGCCAAAAGGCAGUGUGUGUAUGUUUGUGUAAGUGUGUUAGUCUAUGGGUGUUUGGGGUUACAGUGGUGUCUGUGUGUGCAUGUUUUAGCGACCACCAAAAGCCUGGAAAUUUACUGAGGAGAUCGGCCAUGCUGAAGAACAUACAGUCCUCCCUCCCUUUUCAGAGUCUCCUCUCUACGGCUGGAGUCAGGUGUCUUCUCUGCUUUCCACCCUCCUCUCUGCCACUGUAAAGAAACCCACUCAGGAAAUGUAGAUAAUUCAGCUGUGAUUGCUAAAGAUUUGUAGUGGACUCCAGCCAGGCACCAGCUGCUCCUCUCAAAUGUCAAAGUCUCAGGUUAAUGCUAAACUUCUACAUGGCUCGGUUUCAGCUCAUUGAGAGGGAAGGAAGUGCAAGAGCAGAAGCAGUGAACAGGCUGCGGUGAGGUGUCUACCGAGUCAGAAAAUGGUGUGGAUAAAAAGGCUUCAUGUGUUAGCAGAUGCAGCAGGUGCAUUUUGAUAUAUUACUGAAUCAAAAUAAUGCACUCCUUGUGAGAAACUUGUCGUCCUCUCUGUGUGCAGGUUUGGGAUGAUGAGCUGGAGAGGACUGCCACUCAAUGGGCAGAGCAGUGUCACUGGGACCAUGGACCUCAGGACUUGCUUGCAUCUAUUGGACAGAACCUGGCUGUGCACUGGGGAAGGUGAGAUAUUACAAAACAGUUAUAUCUGAUCUGUGUUAGGCAACAAAUGUGAGAGUCUAUCUGUAUUAAUUAGGUUAUGGAAUGAAUAAAGUUUGAAUAUGGAAUCAAUAAAUAAAUAUUGAAUUUCUUUCCAGGGAUCAAUAAAGUUCUUAUCUUGUCUUAUCUUAAAAUUUGGGCUCUGUGAAUUGCGACUAUUGUUAGCAGUUUAAGAGUCAUGUGUGCAUCUUUUUCUAGAAAAGAGAUGAAUGAUUUAACUACAUCUAGCAUCCACAAAAAUAAACCCUUUCAGUGUACUCAAGCUCUGUAACUUAGUAUUUAGCUCAAGGCACUGUUUAAAGAGUCCUGGCUUAAUUUCCAAAAUGGUGACUCAAAAGUCAUAGUCCCUAAAUAAAGGGUAUUUUAUACAAAAAGCAGCAGCUCUUUAAAGAUACUUGUUGCCUUAAGAUGAGCUGCCAUACAGAUACUUUUUUGCAUGUGCUAUACAUCAAGAAUACUUGGUUGCACUAUUUUUGGUUGUUUUUUUUGUUUUGUUUUUGCAGUUUUUCAUACUUGCAAAAUAACAAAAUAUUACGUGUUGCUAAAAGGCUUGAACUUUAUACGUAGGCCUAAACAGAAACAACAGAAGUUAAGUUAGUCAGUGGUAUAGUCAUUUUUAUGGACGUCUUUUUAGGCUAUUAUUGUGAGUAUUUUCUGACCUGACAUGUCUGCAAGAGGAGAAGUUAUCUCAUGUUAAUUGACAGCAACUUUCAGCCAGAUGUUUUCUGAAAGAAAAUUCUUGGUUUAGGCUUAAGCAAAAGUAUUGCUGUACUGUGUGUGUAAAAUAUACAGCUUAAUGUUGUUGUGAAUGGGUGUUUUGUUUCAUUGACACAGUACGUCUUUGUGUAUGACAGUACUCUGCGAUCACAGCAGGUGCUUUUCCAGGAAUCUGCUCUCGUUCUCACAGACCCUUUACUCUUGUCGUACUCUCCUCCUUUCUUUCUGUGCAAGAAAACCCUGAUGUGUGGAGUCCUUUUUCCCACCCCCCUCUCCUCUCCACUUGUAGGCUCAGCACUUUUCAAGACCGUAAAAAGAGAUGUUUAUAAUAUGUGCUACAACUGAUUUGUUAGGCAGUGGAGCCAUGUUUAUGUUUGCUUUGAGUCUUUUUUUCAGUCUGAUUUGAUUUCCCCUGUUAUGGAGGGGAACAGACUGCUGUUCUGUGAGCCAGGUCAAACUCAGACUCAUCAUUUGAGGCUUGCAGGGAGGAGGAGGAGGAGGAGAAGCAGGGAGGCUCAUGCAGUGUUUCUUAAGUCUAGCCAAAGCACCUGGCAGCUCCGUAAGAUAUUUCCCUUUUGCCUGUAGAACCUGGAUGGCCUCUGACUGAGCCCACUGUUUGUCUGUCUGUGUUUGCAUGUUUGUGUUUGUGUGUACGUGCGUGUGUGUGUCUGUACGUGUGUGUGUACGUGCUCUACAGAUACCGCUCUCCUGCCUUCCACGUACAGGCCUGGUACGAUGAAGUGAAAGACUACACCUACCCUUACCCCCAUGAGUGCAACCCCUGGUGUCCAGAACGCUGCUCAGGGCCCAUGUGCACCCACUACACCCAGGUGAGCUGCUCAGGAAAGAAGACGGCAGGGGGAGUGAAGGUUAAAGAGUUCAGGAGAGAUUUUAAAGACAUUCAGAAAGUAGGUUAAAAGGGAACUUCACACAUUUUAAACUUCAGUGUCUGUUUGCAAUCAAGGAGUGACUCGCACAUGUGUGAAAAAGAUGAGGUCACGUUAGUCAGUGCCGGCUGGAGCUGAAGACUGCAGAAAUGUGAUGGCGUUGGAGUCAGAAAGAAGGAAGCUAACCUUCUGUAGCAUCUCAGCAUAAAGUAGUAAACAUUAUGUGGGAUGAAUAUUUAUGAAAAAUCUGUAAAAUUUCUAAAAAUGGUCAAAGUCAUAAAUACAUUUCACUGGGGCAAGUAGGGGCACAGCUCAGUUUCAAAAUGUCCCUCCAGAAAACAAAGGGUGACACUAAGGGUGAGACUAAAUCUAUGUCUAAUACACUCUAUAGUCUAAUAUUAUCUUGCUAUUAUGAUAUGAUAACUUUACUGCACUGUGAUACUAAAAUAGAUACUCAUCUUUUUGAGUUUUUCAUCAUAGCUCGUCCACCUUUCUGCAAGACUUUGCAAAGUUUGGUAUAAACGUUAGACUUUCAAGGGAUAAAUAAUAUUUUCACCCUCCUCGUGAACUGUGCAGUCUACUUUCCUCAAUUUUUUAUGGUAAAAAUCUGGUCUGUUUAGUAUCAGGUCAUGUGUCUUCUUUAACCUGUAAUAUGUAGCAUAUGUGGUUUGACAGGUGCAGAACAGUGUCAGAAUACAACACGUGUUGUGCAACCUGUAUGAUAUUUCAAACUAUUUAUGGGAAGAAGUCUGGGGGGGACUAAGAGGUUAAAUGACAGGCAUAGAUAAAGUCACUUGUAAACUGAGAAAAAAGGGAUGUUAGAAAGAUAAAUUGAACAUCAAAUGCAAAAAAAAAAUGUAGAAAAGAAUUAAAGGGUGGACAAAAUCAAUCAAAUGGGCACAGUAGUGUGUGAGCUGACCUCCUCUUCCAGUAGACUUUACUUAGUGGCUGCUGGUAUGAGCUUACAAAAAUGACCAGACUCCUCCUUUUGCCUUCACCCUGCAACCCGAUCACUGCCAUGUGGUAGUCAUUUCCAGACACAGCAGGCACUCUUGGCUGCUUGACCUGGAUUCUGCUGAAGAUGCUGCAGAGAAGAGACAGUGCCAAAUCCCAGCAUCAUCACCUUGUCUCUCUCUUUUAUAUUGCCGAAAGGUGUUGAUGUAUCGCUAUCUGGCCUGUCCAGCCAGUCAUACCCGAUCACUACAUGUGCAGAGAAAUAGUGGACCCUCUGUUGUACUAUACAGUGAAGCAGCGGCGCUUAGUGCUCAUCAGUGUGUGUGCUGACUCACCGCUUCCAGUGGCCUCUAACUGUACCGGGGAAAAGAUGAACAUUCCUGAGGAGGGAGAGAAAGCACAUGUUUCAGAGUUUGGGAGGAAAGUAAGGAGGAGUUAUGGAACAUGCUGUGUUGUAUUUGCCGUCAAAUGGCACAUCAUUCAUCUGCAACACCACUGCAGAGGCUUUCCGUUUAAUAAGGCAUUUUAUUUCACCUCGGACAGCUUUGGCCCUAAUCUGACUUCUGUUUCUUUAGAGUCAUGAUAUUAAAAAGUGACACGUUUUCCACUUAUUCUUCCUGAAGGAUGAUUGUGUCAUGGGUGGAAAGUGGGUUAAGACAUGAGAUGCUUUUGUCUGGGAUAAACGUGGCACUCAUUGAAGUCCCAGUGGCCUCAAUAAUCUGCCAGUCUAGUCACAUUUUCUUGAAUGAUUAAGUGAGAAAAGCGAGGCAGGAAAAGUCAGUGAAAUACUUCACCCUACUAUGUAUUCCUUGUGCUAACUUAAGCCCAUCUCUUAUUUCCCUCCUUCUUAACAGCUGGUCUGGGCAACCACAAACCGAGUGGGCUGUGCCGUGCACACGUGUCCAAGGAUGGACGUGUGGGGAGAAAUAUGGGAGAAGGCCAUUUACCUUGUGUGCAAUUAUUCCCCAAAGUAAGAUCAACAUUCCUCCAUGUUCCACUGUUCAUCAACACUUCUUCUCUCUUGACUCUAGUUUACAUUCUCCCUCUCUUAAUGCUGACAAGUACUACAGCAUGUUCCUGAUAUAACAGCAAUAUAGGUAUAUAACACUAGUUAUCAAGGAUAUUUGUUUGACAUAUUGGGGCCAUUCAGACUCCCUAAGAAGACAAAAACAGUGAAGCACAGGGAAAGAAAAAUAGGAAAUAGCGAAUGUUUUCCACGGGAUGGAACUCCCUAGAGACAAAAGUAUUUUUUUCUAAGUUAGUGGGACUAAUGUCUUUAAGGAGUGUUGACCACAGACAAAGGUUGCUUAGGUAAUUACAAAGCCAUGAGCUCAGGGACUCUUGACCCAUGAUUCAUUUCCACAUUAGUCAAGUUCUCCACUGUUUAUUCUGCAGAGGUAAUUGGAUUGGCGAGGCUCCCUACCAACAUGGCCGCCCUUGCUCCCAGUGCCCCCCAAGCUAUGGAGGAGGAUGUAGGAAUAACCUGUGCUACAAAGGUGAGCACAAACGCAUGGUUUCUAUCUGAAGAUGCAGUCCUCGUGAUUCCAGCCUGAUCUCCUUUCGUUUUCUCGUGAUUUCUUCCUUGUUCAGACUCAGAGCGCUCAGAGACGGAGGACAUGAAUGAGGUUGAGAAGCCUCAGGUUCCACUGCCACCCCGUACCACUGCCAAACCUGCUCCCAAACCUAAACCAUCUCCUCCAAAGAAACCAGCGCCAAAACCAUCCACUCCUAAGCCCAGCACACCCAGGGUGCCACCAUCAAAGACUCCCAGCAGCAUCUUUCUUGGUAGCUACAGACUCAGGGUUAUCAUAAAAAUAAAAAAAACACUUUAACUUGAGUAUUCUUUAUAUUUCUUUUCUUGUUUUCUCUCAUUUUCCCUUAGCUCAGAACAUUAAGUGUGAGACAAGACUGCGAGACAAGUGCAGAGGUGCAACUUGCAACAGGUGAGGCUGAUUUUUGGUCGUGAAACUUAUUCCUUUUCUUUUACUUCUUUUACUUCCUUGAAUCUUUAACUUCUUUCUCCUGCAGAUACAAAUGUCCUGCCAAUUGUCUGAAUAAGAAAGGGAAGGUUUGGGGAACACUCUUUUAUGACGUGGUGAGUCUUGACAGACAACUUGUAUCCUGCAACAAUCUAUACUGAGAAUGUAUUUUUUAUAACCAAUGUUCAAAUCUUAAUGUUUCAGCAAUCAAGUAUUUGCAGAGCUGCCAUCCAUUUUGGUGUUAUUGACAACAACGGGGGAGUGGUGGACGUCACAAGGAUGGACAAGUUUCCAUUUUUUGUAAAAGCCACAAAGAAUGGCAUCGAGUCCCUUAGGUACAUUUUAACUUGGUUUAAUUCGCCUGAAUCCCAUUUUUCUGAUUUAACACUUAUUAGGCAAAGAUCCCUGUAUCUAUGAUUCAUAAUUUGUGUAAUACUCAAUUUCCCUGGCAACCAUUUGCGACCAGAUUUCUUAACACUGUGAUGUCUUUUACAGUAAAUACAAACCAGGCAACGCUUUUGUUGUGGCCAAAGUUGAAGGUAAAUCAGGCUCCUUUUUUAAAGGCUUUUGAGUCAUGAUUGUACCAAGAUUACCACUGUCUGUCUACAUAGAUUAGGUGUAAUAAGUGUGUUUCACUCUUCUCUCUUUGUUACAGAAAUGACUGCUGACUGUUACACCACCGUGGCUGAAAUCUGUCCAUAUAAAAAACCUAACACAAACUGCCCAAGGUUUGUUUAAGCUUGAAAUAAUCAGCUGAAAGACUUGAUAUGUACUAUUGUCAUAAAAUAGAUGAAAAGAUGGGAAAUAAAGACAGUAAAUAGAAAUUCGUCAUGGGGGGAGUAAAAUUUGUUUUAAACUCUACAUAAUAAAAAAGAAAACAUGUUUUUAAGUCUUCCAAUCAACAUUUUUAAAAUACUACAAGGGGUUUGGAAGUGAAAUGUUGAGGAGGCACUCUUGUUUCCAUAAUUACAGACCAUACAUGCCAAAUUUUAACUACUUUCCAACUUGUUUCUCAGAAUCCUCUGUCCAGACAACUGUAAGACUCAGCCUUCCUACUGGUCACCUGUGAUUGGAAACAACAUCUAUGCAGAUGUGAGUAACACUGUGUUCUGAAUAUGUACAUGUUUAAACUUGACUCAAACCAGAGGUCCAGAUCCUUCUGUUGCUAUGUUCUAAAAGUAUUCACUGUAUAUUCUGUUAAUUCAGAAAGAAGAGCAAUAAUUAUUGGAUUUGCAGUUGGAUGUUUGUGUUCAUGAGUCUCUGGGGGUUUUGGUAGCCAUGGAAAGUCAUUGGCUCACUGGAAUAAUAUGUCUCAUGGAGAUAGGGAGUAAUGGAGAGGUAGUCUAAAGGCUCUUAAAGAUUUAUCACCCUGUGUUUGGCCUAAAUGCUUACAAGAGUCAUCUUAGACUAAGUGCCCUUGUGUAAGAGACAUGAGAUUUAGAAAGAAAUGGCAUCAUGAAAGUGGUUUACAUCAUUCCUUCACAGUAGAUGUCGUAAAGUCCACGUUAAGUGCACUCCGGGCUGACUGUCGUGGAUCAUUUAAAGGUCGCCGGUUAUGUAAAGAUACAGAAGGCGGAUGUUGUGUUUAAAGUGACCUUAGAUGGUAUCCAGCUGGCCAUAGUUCCUCAGAGAUCUUGACCUUGUAAGUCCCACAGCCGUCACAGAAAAGGACAGCACGUUUGCUCAUAGUGGCCCAAUUUCCCAAUAAAGUUUUGCCAAGUAAGUGAUCCAAAUGCAGAGGGGUGUACUGCACAGCGGGAUCUGUGUUUAGACUAGAAUGAAUGAUUCUGCUCCAGGCUGCUGAUAAGAGCUUGUGUUGCCUUUGACUGCAAAACAAACGCUUGCAUGGGGGAUGUAAAUCGGGGUCGGGUGGAGGUGUGUGGGGGGUAUGGUUUAACUCAUUCAACUUGAUUUAGAGUAAAAUAUUAAAUGACCUGGUUUCAAAAUGACAUGUUACUUUUAAGAGACGAAACUCUAGAAUCACUCAGUACAGAGUGAAAUAAUGAUAAUAAAUAACUUGGAGAUUUUUGCUGAUAUGAAAGUUGAUCAGUGUUUGUAUUUUCUAAUGUUUGUUGAUAACUGCACUGUAAUUUGAAUUCUUUCGAUAAUAGAGGAAUAGGUAUAAUAUUUUACACCUAAGAAGAUCUGGUUAACAUCCUUGUUUAAGCAUUUCUCUUUUUGUCCUUACAGAGCUCCAGUAUUUGUAAAGCAGCCAUCCAUGCUGGAGUCAUCAAACCAGAGGGCGGCUAUGUGGAUGUUCUGCCUCUGGACAAGAGAAAGAGCUAUGUUGGAGUCCUGAAAAAUGGAGUCCAGUCUGAGAGGUACAACUCCUCUUUUGUGGUUGAGUUUUUUCAUACUGUAAUUAUAACUCCCAGCUUAGGAAUGCAGCACAAUAGCAAAAACAAAACAGCAUGCCCCCCUCCACAAAGGCAACAUGUCAAAUAGUUGUAGGUUUCCAUAGUGACGUUGGAGAUAGUCCGAGUUCCUGAAAUAUACUGUAUAUUUUUAGACUGGGCUCCAAGCAGUCUAGUUAUGGAGUAUUCAAGGACUUUGUCUUGAAAUUAGAAUAACCAUGAAUGUUUGGACGUGUUGUAUGACAGUUUCAAUGAACAAGCAACUUCUGGCAGCUGUGAAACCAUAAAGCCUUCCUAUAUGUAAUGACUGCUCCUACAUUCAAGCCUGUGAAGAUACUGGGUUGUUUUGGCUACAAAAUAAUGUAUGUACAAGUACUCCAAAAAUAUGUCAACAAUGAGCAACAGGUUCAGUAAAGCCUGCAAAAAAUCUGAAUCCACUAAACUCUCAGGGGUGUCAGAGGGUGGUGGGAAUCAAAUCUGAAUCAAAACAUUAACGUUUUCCAUCCACAGUCACACUGUGUUUGGCAAAAAUGCCUUUCGCCGGCACACAACCUACUCGGGCACGGGAUGAGGUCUAAUUAGGCAGGAUUAGGAACACCUGUGUGGCUGGGUUGUUUCUGUGUUGAAUUUUUAGAAAAAUUCAUCUCCAAAACAGACCAAGCAGCCGUUUUUGUGUGACUUUAUUCUCUCUAUGCUGAUUCUUUUUUGGCUCCGUUUGGUACAGCUAACAAUAUGAGUCAUAAAACCCCAAAGACACCCGGAAAAGACUUUCAGGCAGCAAUAGUGUUAAACCCAUACAUAGUCACCCACAUAUAGUUUUUACCUUUACUUGUGUGUAAAGAGUAAUCCUUCAGUGCAGAUUGUAAUAAUCAAAGGUGCAUAUAAUAAACCAUGACCAUUCUUAAACAUACAUUUAGUUUUAGGACCAAACAUAGGCUACCCAAAAUUAUCAUGGAACACAUAAAAAAUCAGGAACUCUAUUUCUAAUCUUCAUAUUAUUAUUUACUUUAGCUAAUUAAUGCUAAAAAGAUGCGAGGUAUAAAAACGAUUGUAUUCUGGGUUUCAUCAGUGGUUAUAAAAUAUAUACUGUCAGUGCUUCAACAUUUGACCAUAUGGUGUGUGGUGAGAAGAAAACCUUGAGAUAUAAACGUAAAGUAAACAUUGAGAGAUUUUGUAAAAUCAGAUGAUUGAGUUUGACAGGAGAAUCUUGAAAAUGUCUGAGAGAGGUGCAAACAUUCACUGUACCAAACCUUUAUUUAUGAUUCUGGUAAUACCACAUGUAGUGGGUCCCUUGCAGACACUCUAUGUUUCUCACAUCACUCUCACAUCUGUGGCCGGCUGCACUGGACUCAGCUCAGGCUAGGAAACCCUUGUGGCCGUUUCUGUUGGCAUGUUGCGCUUUACGAGUAAUGGUGUGGUUCAGUGUGUGGAUGGGCCACACAUGGGAUCUUUGCUUACUUUAUCCAGGCAUUUCAAUUGAGCGUGCAAAGUGCUGAAUGGUCAGAAUACUGCAAGUCUGACUUCCAUGAAAUCUAAUGCAGAGCUGUGAAGGUCUCACUCAGGGCAGUGGGACAGGAGGUCAAUAGAGAGAGCUGGGAGGCAAAGCAAGGUGCCAACAUCAAGGCAGGGUGGGCAGCAAGGGCUGCUGGGAAGUAAAUCCCAGCAUAUCAGAUGACUCUAGGAUGGAAAUGAUGCCAGCCUUCCAGUCAUUAUGUUGUCUCAUGACCAAUUUUCUGCAAUCUGAGAAGAACUGCACAGGCCUUUUGUAUUUAUUGAUCGUGGCAGAGCUCCAGCUCUCUCCACUAAUGAACUGCAUAGAAAGUCAUCAGGUUCGACACGUGGUGACUGGAAAGGGUCUGACAAAGAAAUACAGCAAUGAUUAGUCAUGAUGACAAACUCUAUCAUUGGGUACUUUUUUAAAUUAAUGAGGCAACUUGGGUAUUGAUUUUAAGCAGGUGUUGUCAUAAUGUUGUUUUUAAUUGAUUUAUUUGGUCAGUCUUUAGAUUUACUCUGUUGGUUUAGUUCACUCAUUAAGCCCCAAACUUUGCAUUGAAAGCUAGUUAUAUAUUUAUACCUUUGGCUUUUUUGAAAAUGGAAACAGCCCUGACUGUGUCAAAGCAGUAACAUGAGAGAUUUCUUAGUUGCCUUUUUACCUUGUUUUAUAUAAAAUAUAAUGGUUGGAUAUGUUGACGUUUUGACUAAAUUUAACAUGAUUUUUUUCUUCAUGUUGUCUGUUUGCAGCAAGAGCAACACAGAGGGAGGAUCUUUCCGAGUUUUUACCGUGAGGGUUUGAGGCUCACUUCAGCAGAACAGAGACCAACAGAGGCAUCUAUGCUACUCCUGAAGGGCAGGAAGUGCCCACAGGUUGGAUACCAUGGCUGUCAGUCUCUCUGUCUGUUCUUUCAAUGGAAACAGAGGAUUCAAGCAGGCUGAUAAACACUUUCCACCUCCUCCUCAUGUUUGCGUUCAGUCAGUCAGUAAAUGUUGUCUGAUACUUCCAUGAACUUUAUUUUCUAAGUAAGUAAUUCCUCAUGAGGAUAUUUCUUUGACAUACUUACAUAAUCUGUGAAUACAGGAUGUUUUAUAUAUUAUGAUACAUUACACAGCUGGUGCUGCGCAGUUAAACAUUUUCUAUAGAAAGUAUUAUGUUUACAUUGAUGUUCUUAUUUGAAAAUGAUUUGGUUUCUUACACAGGAAUGUAUACUGAUCACACUGUAUUUAAUCAUUGUGUACAGAAUAUUAGAUUGUUUUUUAAAUUUGGUUUCAUUUAUUUACAUUUAAAUGUCUACCCUAAUUUCAUUGCUGCCUUUUCUUAAUACACCUCAAUGAUCCAUGCUUUAUACAGUUGAAGAUUUAGUCUGUGAAUCUUCAUCUGAGUCUAAAUUGUAUCAACAUUUAAAAUGGUGUGACUCUUGGAGGUGAUUUGUUUGAUGGCUGGCAGAUCUUUUCACACAAGGAGAUGAAGCAUUUUGAUAAAUAGAAGAAUAUAGAAGCAGCAGGAACUGCUGUAGAUAAACAACUUUUCCCUUUAGUUCCAUUUGUAAGUCAUAGAAGGUGAUUUGUUUCCAAGUUUACCACGUUAUAUAGAAUGAUUUGCACAGAUGGAUCCCUAGACCAGUUUUCAUAUUGAGAUAUUUAAUAGCAGCAAAAAUAAUAAUAAUGACAACAACUGUAAUAAUAAGAAAAAUAACAACAACUAUAAUAAUAAUAAUAGCAGAGAGUAGUUGUGUUGAGAUUUUCAUUUUAUAUUUAUUGUUGCUUGGUGCUUUCCUUAUUUUCUCAUUUCUACUUUUUCUGAAAGAUAAAUGAAUUCACAAAUUUGUUGCCUCCCCACUUAAGACGGAUGAAUGUGACAUGUUUCAGAGGUCCUUGUGUGUGAUAUGAUCCUAUUCUUAUCAUCAAACUACCGUCAUUUUUUACUCUAUGUUGUGCAUGCAGGAUAUUCUCUCCUGUAAUGUCUAUAUGCAUUUUGGACCAAAGUAGAUAUCUUAAAGUACUAAUGCCAUGUCACUUAAAAACAUAUAAAAUCCUCGUUGAAUCAGUGAAAUCUCUUUUUGUAUCAUAGUUCACCUUUAUCUUUUACUCUACCUCAGUCCUUUCGCUACACUAGGUAUCUAGGUCUUCAAUACGUGGGUAUAUGUAUGGGAUAUGUUACAGUUUUGUAAAGUUGCGGAAAAUGUAAAUACUUGAUUUUUUUGUUUUUAGAGCAAUCUUUUAAUAAGUAAAAUAUGAUUAAAAUGUAAAAAAUUGUGUUUUGUCGUUUUACAGGUGUAGGUGGGUUCUAUAUUUUUGCACAGUCUGAAAAUAAAGUACGAUUUAAAAAUGCAACCAAAUGUUUUUCUGUUUCAAUAAAUGCAUGAUCUGAAAUAUGUAUUUUAGAAAAAGUUUAAACUUGAGCUUCAUUCUGCUAAUUUUGCUCCAUAUAAUCUACUGUAUGCUCUGCUUAUUUAUAGCAGGUUUUGAGGGAAAUUCUAUGUCAUGUUUGGCAUAGCUUGUGUGAAUGUUCUGGGGAGCAGGCUAUCAUAUUUUCUUCUCUCACCAGUAUGAGAUCAUGAUUUUAUACACCAUUAAAAGUUUAACUUCAAUCGAGAGUAGAAAAAAGUGUGGAACUAAACUAAUACAUGACUACAUCGACCCCAAAAUGCAUACAUUUAGCAAUGUCUUCUUAAAGUGACAAAAUAAGACAAGACAUUAUAAAACUAUGAUCUCUCUUCUUUGUUACUUUGCCUACGAUCAGAUUUGAAUGAAAUUCAGACCCAGGCCACCCAGGAGUCAUCGUCACCUCAGGAAAAAUGCUUCCAACCAUGCUUAUAACCUUACUCUGCUCUUUGCGGACACAUGUUUGCACAGUUAAGUGGAACACAAAAUUGAAGCAAUCAUUUUUACACAGUGACCACAUGCAUUAUCUGCCAAUAUGGUUUGAGCAAAACCUGGAAUGAUGUUAGGAGAAGGAAAGAAAUUCUACCGACUCAGCUGAAAAUGCAAGACCUGAUCAUUUUCCCUUUCUUAUACUUCACUAGAUUUGUUUUAUUCGAUAUGCUUUCACCUUAAGUGAUCCUAUCUGACCCAAUGUUAACUUGUUUGUAAAAUGUCUGUAAUGAUUGAAGCGGUGCAUUCAUAAAGCACAUAAAACCUUAAAAAAGUCAUGUAAGGACAAUGACAGAAAGAGGAGACUUGACCAUUGUGAAUUAACUCCUCAAACCUCCUGUGCUUCUAUCAGAGGCAGAUGUUCAGACUCAGUUAAGCCCGGCUUGGCUUGAGCUCUGACUUUCUGACUGAUAAAAAGCUGCAACUGGCUUGUGUGAUGACUGCUUUACUCCCAUUGUCACUAGAGAUCAAGAUUUGUUCUAACCCUGUAAAUCUGCAAACUGCCUUAGAAAAAAGAAAGCUCAGGAGUUCAGUCCAACUUUGGGUUUAAGUGUCCUUAAAUGUGCUUUACACAAUUUUUCAUAUUGUGUGUACAACGACUGCAUCACACACACAGAGGGUGAUUAAGGUGUUAGUUUUGAGUAAGACAAAAGGACAAUUAUAACCAUUACAGCUGAUGAUCAGUGCAAUAGCAUGACCUCAAGUGUGAUAUUGCUUUUUUAGCUUCUCAGAGAAUUGACCAGAAUUAUUCUGUAAUCAGGAAACAAUUCUAAUACUUUUGUUGGUAUUGAAAUUUUUGUGACAGCUUUUGACUCUCUCCGGCUUGGUUUGCUGACUGUAACUGAUCAGCAAUGUGGAGACUGACAGCUGAACCAGAGAAAUUACUUAUUCAGAAUCUAAGGUUUGUUCAAGUGUAAAAAUGUGACAUUAAAUCAUACAAGACAUACAGACUGGGUUCAAGUUUAAAUCACUUCACUACUGGGCUGUCCCAAGGAGUUUUGCAUUGUCACAGUGGGGCAUCACUGAGUGCAGUUCUGCUAAUUAUAUUUUCACCACAAGUGUUAAGCAAGAAGGCCCAUUGGGACUAAGCUUACAAAAAAGAGUUUUAGAUUCAGGGAGACUGAAAUUGGAAGCAGAGGCAUGCAAAAGUACAGAGAUAAGGAAGAGCUGUGGCUGAUGUUGUUUUGACAGGAUUGUGUCUGGCCUCCUCGUUCAAAAAAGAAGAAAGAUUUGUAGACUGACGGCAGAAUGCCGAAACAAUCAAUUUUUAAAGAAACUAUCUGGAAAGUACCUUUGUAAUGGGUAUUAUUUUUGUCUCCUAUCAUCUAAUUCUUCUCUUACUACCUUAAAUCUUACUUUGUACACCCUGAAGUCAUAUUGUUCUUUCAUAUCCCUUAAUAGGAUUAGAAACUUGGGACCAAGGUUAAUGUUAGGUGUCCUAAUACUCCGGACAUUGAUCAUGUCAGUGGUACCCAGCAGAUGAAAUCUUCGUAAUCUCUCAACUUUACAUCAGGCAACACCAGCAGAAAGUUUUUACUUCUUCAGUGCAGACCUUUCCCCCCCCCCCAAGAUCUCUAAGAUCUUGAAAAGACUGGAAUGUUAAGGUGCGGCCAGUUGAGGUAGACUGCAGGGGCUUUGUAGCCAGUUCCACCAUAAGGCUACGAAAGGAGGUGGGAAUCAGAGGAAAGGCCGAAUAGAAGACCAUCAAAGAGCUCGCCAAUGUCGAUGAAGAGGCAGUUACUGGCUGCGGCAGAAGCAGAAGGAUGGCCAAUUGGAUGUUAGAACUGUUAAGUAGACAGCAGCCCACUUCUGCUAGACGCCUUCAACGGGCUCUGACACCCCAUAGAUCAAACCAACCCAGCCCAAAGAGCUUGUGGUGGGCCUGCCUCGAUACCUGUGUCUCGUGGUUAAAAGGUCGGAAAACCUGUUGACAUUGAGGUACACAACUGAUGAUGUGUUGUGCUGGUGGCCUGUGGUCACCACCCGGCCCAAUUCCACCCAAGAGAUCAUCUUUCAGUUGAACCCCACCCAAGAGGACAUCUCAAACCUCAGUAGUUAGUGCUGUUCAUUAAAGGGAUUAUAACAUUCAGUCCUUUUAUGCAUCUUUCAGCUAACUUUUUCUUCUUGGCACACAAAUGUUGUAAUUCAUUAAGUUGAUCUUUCAACGUAUCAAGCUUUGUUCAUCAUAAUUCACAGUUAUACUUUAUUUGCCAGAAAUGCACCAAGAGCUAACUACCAUAAAUUAAAUAGAAAAGAAAUAAGGAAUAUAAUGCAAAGGAUUAAUAUUGUGGUCAAGAUGGGGCCAAUAAAAGUCCAAAAUCAUUCAAAAGUGGAUAAAAAAUUAAAACCCACCCCCCAAAACACCAGGAAUACUAGACCCAUAAAGAGUAUGACAAUUGAGAGGAUGUUGAAACUUAUUAGCCAAAAGCUGGGCACCUAUUUGAAAAGGAGUGCAUCAUUUAGGAAAGAGGGUUAAGUGACAAUUAAACCUGUGAAUAAAACAUACACAAACAAAAUAGCAUGAUGAGAUGUGGUAAUUAUAUAUUUUUUUCAAAGAUAUUAAACAUUUGAUUGUAUUGCCAAACCACUCCAUAAACCUCCAUGUGAUAGGUAACGGAUCCCUACUGCUGUUAUGCUUGGUUUGGCCUUUCUUGUCUCUUCUCGGUAUGAAUGCCUCAGCAGUGAAUCUCUGGCUGCGCUCCACCAGGACUUUGUGUGAUUUCUGGCCCAGAAGGAUGCAAACCAGAGCAAGAGCACAAAAGCUCUUUGUUCGUGGCAUGAUGAGGAAUCUGUGGUGAUGGUGUGUAGUCAACCAAAGUGGACUGGAGCAGCUCAACAAAGCCUAGCUGCCCGUUAGAUCUAUAGUCAUGCCGACAGUUUGUCUUUCACUUCCACAAAGCACUUACAUUCUGGGAAGGGUGUUUUCAAGAUUCACGGCCCACUGAUCAAACACAAGGGUGUGGGCACAUACGCCAGUACAUUGUGGUAUGAACCAUAAUCCAUGUCGGUUUUCUCUGUUCAUGGAUGAAUAUUUAUGGAUGGUAAUUAGGAAACUGUCAUCUGAAAUGGCUUGGUCUGUACCUUGGGAAUUUUCAGAAGUUAACACAAAGACUUUAAGCUUGAUAACAGAGUUUUGACGUGACAUGAGCCACGUUUACAUGGGCAAAAUUUCUUGAUCGGAUUAAAAAUUUGAGUGAUCGGAUAAUCUGAAUCCACUAUUUAUAUAGGUAAUCCGAUCAUGGCGUGCACAAGGUUUUAUUCAGUUUAAAAGCAUUUGUAGGGUACAUUAGCAGAGUUGUCUGAUUCCGCAAAACAACCGCAAGAGGAAGAGCAUUAACGCCUGUGCUUUCAACAAACCAACAAACAUGGUAGUGGCUCACUCCAUUCAGUUCAGUAGUUUCCUCCCUGUUAAAUGUUGUCACUAGAUGGCGCCCUUGCGUACUUAUAUUACUGUUCUGUCAAAGGUUGCACUGUGCGUGCAGAUGUGACAUCAUUACGCUGUAUGUACGCCUUGUUAUGUCACCGGAAGAGCAGACACCGGCACCUGUGGUUAAGGAUUAUGCCAAAGAGUCAAUAACAAAACCUCCUGUACUGGCCUCAGUAAAUAAACCGACGUUUAAAGAGUGAAGAUCAAGUCAGGUAAGAGAGUCACGAUCGGAGAAAGUGUUUACAUUGACGCGUUUCGGAAUAACGAUAGGCAUGAACCACCGCUCUUGAUCGGACUACAAUUUCUUUCCGAUUGAGCCGAAUUGGAUCAGAAUUUUCCGAUCGCACAUGUUGACAUGACGCAUUUUUUUUUCUGAUCAGGCAUUUCUUAUGAUUAUUUGUGCCCAUGUAAACGCAGCUACUGUUUAAAAGUUUUUUUCGGUGUAGAGUUUUCAUAUCUGAUUUGUUACAGGCUUUAUGUACAUCUUUACAUAAAUAAGCUGUAGAAGUGGGUCUGUGAUGCUUAACCAAGGAACAAAAAUGGUACCACAGAUAUCUAUGCUUAGUUUGGCUCCAAAUUUUGAGUCAUUCUAUCAUAGUUUAUGGUAUUAGGUGAUUUAAGUAACCAACAAAUCUAACUUUGACCUCCUGGUGGCCUUGAAUGGUCAGACAACAGGAAAUCAGUCAACCUUUAAAGGAACAUCCACUGGGGGUAACUGUUUCUCUACCCCUGUAGAUAAAACAACCUUAAGACAUUCUCAAUAUUUCCUGGGAUGAGUGAAGACACAAAGAGUUAACGUUUUUCAUAGUUGCUUCUUACAAUGACAGUUGCUUAAUGAUGAGGUUUGGGUGAGGACCUUAUUCACUCAUCUACAUGACUCAAACCUUCAAAGGAUUCCCACAAGCCCAAUAUUUGUCUAAUGAUGGGUGCAAGAAAAACUGUUUCAUAAACCUGCUGUCAGUAAAACAUUCCAAAUAUAGCAGCCUUAUUAUGCCCAACAAAGAGCACACACAUAGUCAAGUUUUGUUUUCCAGCAUCACACACUCGAACCGACACAUAACACACACUGACCGUGGUUGGCUGCUCCUUUUGUACCCCAUGUGCUGAUCAUUGCCCUGUUUGGUGAGCAUAUAAACUGAUGAGUAACAGAAGUGUUUGUCCCCACUUUGAUCUGAGGGGAACAGUGAGACGAUAAGUGGAAAGUUAAAGUGAAGUAAACAAGCCUUGAGGCCCAGUGUUAUUGUCUGUUUAAAUAGCUCUAUCCUCAGAGGGAUUUUUCUCGUACACAGUCAGUGAACCACAGAAUAAGUAGGGUAGGACAACUUUGCAAACCUCUACAGUUUUUGAUGUUCUCUCUCUGAGGGAGGCUCUGAGAGUUCAGAUGAAACUAUCCUCAGGCCUUCUUUAGAUAGAAAUUUGUCAAAAGGGUUCCCAGAACUGACAGAAAAAAUCAAAACAAUUCAUGAACAUCCACCCUGAGCAAUAAGAGAAGCAAUAGUGAUGCAUUACCUGAAUUACUCUUAAACAGGAGUUUCUUUAGAGGGAGAUGCUGUGUUUUCUUUAAUCUUUGAAUAUACAGUAUGUGAACUGUUGCAAAGAGGAUCCUCAUGUUUUGGGCAGCACCAAAGAGAAUUACUGCAUUAGCAAAGUCACAGAAGUAUGGAAGCCAAGAACGGCCAUGGAUUUUUCUGUUUUUAAUUGAGAAGUGAGACUUUGGUCUCUAUAACCUGUUAGAAUUACUGUGUGAAGUAUCAGUAAUGAAGGUUUAGCUCAUAACCUCUCAAUACAACUGAAUAAAACUAUCUUACAGUGCCACAGUUGAGACUUCAGUGCCAUGACACUUAAGUUUUUACAUAUUAACAAUAUUCAGCAUAUUUAACCCUUGAUUGUUUCCAGCUGUUCGUACAGCAUAUUGUCACUGAGCUUUUGUUUUCUUUUGAGUUAUAUAACCCCUCUGCCUCACUCUCUUUGUGUCACACACUGUACAGUACAAUGUGAGUUGAAUCUUAAGAGGAGGUCAUAAAUUGUGUCUCUAGCACUCCUUGUCUGGGGCUCUUUUCAAGAAUAGAAGACAAAGCUGUUUGAAAAUAAAAAGCUACAGUAGCUGUCUCCUUAAGGUAUGCAAAAGUAACUCCAUCCUUAAUUUGACCUUUCCAGAUUCAGAGAAAACAAAUUCUUUUACCUGUAAACGCUAACCCCAAUUUAAUGCACCAGCCAUUUGUUAUGGGGAAGACUGCACAGAUGCGACCCAUCCAUCACACGUACAGAGAGAUAAACUUGUCUGAAUGAUAAACUUUGCUCAGGUUAUAUAACAGACUGUACUGAUGUGUGGAUACAGUAUAAUGGUCAAAUAUCAUGGGGUGUACAUAGACACCCAUGUUAUUGUUUGAAAUGUGGUGAUAAAUCAGGACCAAGUUUCCACUCCAGAUAUGGCUCUAUCACUCUGAUGUAUUUUUGGAGGGGGUCAGAAUCCUAGACCCGGUGGAUUUGUUGUCUUGAGUGAUCCACUGGAAAAUUCAUACCACACUGACAACACAGAGGGGCAUUGUUUAAUUUUGACUUGAUAACUCAACAACUGAACCAUCUGGGGAGUCUUUGGGGUGAAAUGUGCCAUUCAGAAACACAGUGGUGCCAUUAUUUAUAUCGCCACAACAGCAGGGAGCAGGAAGUUGCUACGGUGGUCCAACUAUGGUGGAGCAAAACAAAAGAGACAAAAUCACACACAAUUAAAAAACCCAUUUCUUCAUGGAAAUGCAAUCAGACCGAGACACAAAGGCAGAAGAACUACCACAUCUGCAGUGUGAAAUGAUUAAUAUGAUGAUUAUUACUUCAAGGAAAUAAUAAAGUAAUGAUCAUCAUUUUUCUUCCUUGAGCUGCGUCACCCCGCUGCAGUCAGUGAUGGACUCGCCCGAGGUCUCCGUACAAACAAGGGGCUGCUGGAAGAGAGUGGUUGAGUUGUGUUUAGUCUCUUUACUAAACAAAUCAGGCAAAGCUAAAAAGAUGUUUGGUAGUACUAUGGCUUUGACCCUAUAUGUACUGUUGAUGAAGUUAGGUGCUGUUCUGAGCAUUAUUUGUGGCUAUAGAGUGGUGUUUUGGUUGAGGUUUGUGUAUGGCUCCUGAGACUGCUGUGUAUUGCUAUCGUGUGGUCAUUACUAAAGUUGGUAUAACUAGAGAAGCAUGCGGUCAGCAACAUUUAUCUCUCGAGGGGGUGUCUAACUCGGUGUUGCGGUGUGUUUAACCCUAAAUUAAUUUUACGCCGGGAUAUCCCUUUAAUCACAUUCCAGUGAACCCAUUACUGACCACAGCCUGGAUUUACAAGAAUCAAUAUUAUAUCUACUGUAAUAUAUUUACAAAAUUGAAGUUUCAAGCUCAUAAAAUCCACAAGCAUUUAUGGUAACAGCAUCUACAGUUUCUAUAAGUUGACUAUACUGUUUUGAGUACCUCUCAUAUUCGCCCAGGUUUACCCCUUUUUCACAUUUUUUGGACACUUUCUGUAUCUGAUGUUUUUGAACAAUGUACCAGUCACUUUUACAUUUGAUCAUUAAAACAGUCAUAACCAAUUUAUAUAACUUAUAACAGAUCCUCUAGAGCCACAAAAGUCCCAUAAACAGACUUAUGUCUUAUGUUCUCAUGGAGCCCAGUGGAAUCAGCAAUUCAAUGAAUGCCCUGAGGACGCUUUCCCAUGUUGCUGAUGUCAUAUGUGCUUGCGUUUGCACUGCCAAAACAAAUGUCAGCCCGGACCUCCUCAUCCGAGUCCCAGCUCGUGGUGGUGAGUUUAUACCAGACCUUGAAAGUCCCUCGCAAGUUGUCUUUUGUGCAGCGCUCGAAGAGACUCUGGGAAAGGUUUGUUUCCCAGAAGAAACGGGCAAUGACGAGGGUGGGACAGGUUUUCUGAAGCUGAUGGUGGCCCUUUCCCUGGAGCUUUGAUGACUGGCAGAACUACAGAGAAACUAAUCAUUUUAAUGAAUAAUUUAUUUGAGUUGUUUGAUUUGAUCUCCUUUCACAUUAACUCUACAGAUCUAAUUGAGUAUAUGGGCCAUUGUUGAAUAAUUAAUCUUUUAGUAUUCCUUUUGUUAACUUUUACACAUGAGCUGUCAUCAGUCAGCUUUCAUGAAUGUUUGUACUGUUUGCCUUCUAUAUAGUAAUGCAUGAUUUUGUAUGUUUCUGUAACUGUGUAUGGACUUCAUUUGAUACGCAUUGUUUCUGCUGACAGAGAGCCAUUAAAUAUGUUAUCAUGGCAUACACCAGAAGUGUUUAUCUUUUCUGUUCUGUAAGUGAUAGUCACUGGUUUUGAUAGUGGGUGGAUUUCAGUAUUUACAAGUGCAGUUAUAUUUGGAAUCUGGUUCAGACAAGACUCUGAGGGGCAAGAAUACAAGGAAAAAGACUCUGUCUCUCCAAGAACCAUAAAUUAAGUUUUGGGAGUGGUGGUUUGACUUUGACGCAUUUGCCAACCAACUUACUCACUGGUUGUGGUCUAGUGUGUUUGCAGUUCAAGGGAUCAGACUGCUGACGGGAGUAUGAACCCAUCCUGACGCAUAUCAUUUUAAAGGGGACUGAUGGAUGUCGCUUGAGAUGAGAAGCUUUCCUGGAACUCAUUACUUGUGUCUGACUGACAAAUAAGCUGGAAAAUAUGGCUGUCACAGAAAAGUGUUGCCCACACUUUCUAACUCCGUGUCUGUGAUUGAUUGAUUGACAGUCAAAGAGAGAAACUAUCAAGAAAGCCGGUGGCCACAGAUUCUGACAUGAAUAAUAUUCAUGGUGCAGGUCAUAUGUCAUCAUUUCCCAAUCAUGGCUUGAGCAAACCUUUUGAGAAUUCGGUUAUUGCAUUCUUAAAGAUCCAGGGUUGCUUUUUUCAAUCAGUGGUUGACUUUAAUCCUUCACAGUAUCUCUCAUAGGUAGAACUUCCUGGUUUCUGGUUUUGUAAACUUAUUCAGUAAGGUUUGAGACUGAGGAGAAAAAGUAAAGUUUUGGAAGUUGCUGAGAAAUUGCAUCUACCUCUAGCAUUAAAUCAAGAGGGAAAGUUGAGUAGUCUGAGAGGAAAAGGCAGAGAAACAACUGGUAGACAUAAGGCCAUCUGAGCCCAAUCCUCAGAUUCAACUGUUCGACAGACAGUUUAUAAAAUCUAAAAUAUGUAGUAUCUCUGGGUGACCAAGAAAUUAAAAGCUUUUUAAAAUAAGCUUGUCUGCCCUUGAUGAGUUUGUCCUUCAACACUCUUGAAAAAGCAGUGGGGUGUCUUGUCUGAACUAGUAUUAAGGGCCCAGCAGCAUGUGUCUAUUCCUUCCCUUAGUGUUAUGCCAGCAGUAGGUAAAUAAAUGAAUGUCCAUGUUUGUCUUGCCUGUUUUAUGUAUGUUUUUUGGGAUCUCCAUGAUGACAUAAAACUAAUUUACCUUUUGUCCAAGGCCAGCCUGCCGGCCUAGCCACCAUAGCCAGUAGGGGGAAGUGAGGGUCAAUAUAAAGCGAUCCCGUUUUACAUCAUUACAUGCAGCCUUAUGUCUCUGCCAAUUAUAAAUAUGCUGGUAAAAAAAUUUCUAACCCCAAGUUGAUAUAAACAGGUUAGCCAUUCAAACUACAAUUUCAACUAUUAUCCAAAGCAAAGGUUUCUGUAGUCACAGGAGAGAAACUAGGAAUAACCUUCUUUAUAGCCAACAACACUGUAUGCAACAUCAUCUCGGGUUCACGGAAGAGAGACCAAAGAAAACUUUCGAACCCUUCAACACUCCUCUUCAUGGCGCAAUCUAGUCUUGCUGCCAAAAAGUACAAAACGUGAAAUGAAGACACUCACUACUGGAGAGGUGUGACAAAUGACUUUUUAAAGUUUAACCGAAGGGAACUGAGGAUAAAAACACAUAAUUAGAAAUGAAUGUCACAUCUGAGAGGUCAUGAACCGGGUCUUUCCAGGGAGGGUUAAUUCACAGCUUGCUCUCAGAACCCUUCAGCAGCCCCACAACUGGCAACGACUUUGACAAAAUGAACCAACAUUUUUUUUAUUUUGGCACUUACAAGUUCUUUGUAGUAACACCAAAAUGUCUUAGAGUUUUUCUCAAAAUUAUUGGUAUUAAAAGUUCUUUACACAUCCAGGAAAGUGAGCCGUAUGUCCACCCCAACUAUAUGAAACUAAAAAUACUUAUUUCUGAGACAGAGACAGAUUGGGGUUUAUGAUGAACACAUUUUUCUCUCUGUCAACCCCUUAUGUCUCUGUUUUUAGUGUUUGUCAUCUCCUUCCUGAAUUUGUCUUUCCAUUUCUCCAAAGUUAUAAGUCCUUCCCAGGAAAAAGAACGUAAAUUUUAUUUAGCACUGGCAGCUCUAAUACGUUUCUGGAUUUUCCUGUCUUCAGUGUGUUCUAUCACAGAGCCAUUUAUCUUCAACCCUCCCUUUGAAAUCAUUGAGUCUCUAAAGUCAUUAUGUAACAAAGAGAUUAAGGCAUCAGGCCAUUAUGUGACUCUCUGACGUCCAGAUACACUUAGCUCUGUUUAGGUUGUUUUUAUUGGUUUUUGUCAGUUAGCAAAGUGAAUCUGCGUAUUUGUGUCCUGUACAAGUGCAGUUACGAAAACAGUUUUAUAACUAACAUAUGUUUAACUUCAAGUCUGCGUAAAGGAGGGUUUUCACAUGUGUUUCUGAAAAGGUUCUGUAUAUGCUAAGAAAUGAAUGUUGAAACCAUGAAAAUUGUGUGACCACUAAACAAACUUAUGAAUUUUUAAGUUAAACAGUAAAUCCUAAUUUCAUCAUUUUCAAGUUCAAGAUUUUGUGGAAAUGGCUGACAAAGAAGCUCGAUGACACACCAGAGCCUCCUUAGCAUAACCUCACCUCUUACAGAAUAAAAGUCAAAUGUUUGAAGAGCUUUUAUUAACAGCAGUAGAGUUUGCCUGCUCAGUCUUGAGUUACUAUCCCCGCUACAUUUUUCACAGUAAUAAAUAAUGUCUGACAGUAGCAUUAACCGUAGGUUGUAUUAACACACAGACUUGUCAUUGCUGACAGAAUACCCUAAGUAUUUGAUAUAAAUGUAACAAACAGGGAAGUAAAUUACAUACAGAUCAGCUAAUGUAAGUCUCUACUUCUUGUGUCUGUUCUUCUUGGUAUCAACCUGGAGUCUUUCCACAAUCAACAGGUCCAUCGAGCAUUUUUCAGACCAAGAGAUGAUUGACACUUGAGAGUGGCUGAUAGGAAUAGUCAGUGAGCCUACACAACCCAAACAACACAAAAAUAGAUGUAGCCACUUUUUUUCUAUUUUUUUUAACCAUGUUUUAUGUUCCUUCUGAUUGUUUUCAAUCUGUCAUAUUUGGCUGGGUGGUUAACAACACAUUUUUCUGGUGUGACAACGUCAGAACACAGGAUAAAAAAAGUCCAGAUAUGCAUCCAAUGUAAAUACAGAAGUCAAAAAACAGAAAUGGUCUGACCACAUGAAAACAUGAUGAUAAAAUGUGUUUGAAGAUGAGUCCUUGAAGAUGAUUCUGUCUGACAGUUUAAGCUCUUGGGUGGCUCCAAACCUCGAGGCCCACAUGGAAAAUAUCUGAGUGACAAUUAAGACUCAGCUUCAUGGAAAGUUUUGCUUCACACUGAAGACAAAAUGUCCUGUCAGGCUCAGUUUAUGAAGACAGAUAAUGUACAAAAAGCUUUCACCUCUGCAACUCCUUUCCCCCCAAAGUUUGUUAUAUUGUACACAAUAAUCCUUAGCAAUGAUGGAGAUUAAUCACCCUAGCAUGAAUAUGCUCUCAAUUAUUCCCCUUUUUAUUGUAUUUAUUUGAUCUGAGAAAUACCCUCCCACAAAAGGCUGGACACAUGUUUCAAGAUUUUGACCAGAUCUCCAAGCUUUAAAAUGUGCCAGAAAGUAUUAAGGUGAGGUGCUCUGUACCUAAUAAAACUUUAUUUUCUUCUGUUUUCCUUGUUAGGUUUCCAAGGAUCCCUGCUAACCCUCUCAUGCUGGCAUUGGUAGGUGUUGAAAGCAGGCAGGCAGUCACAUCAGGUUCUACACACUGUAUGUUUGUCUAAGGACAGAGCUAUCUGAGGUGAGCCAGAUUCAAAGGUCAGAUCAGCUGCUGGGGCAGAGAAAGUUUACAGAAACUUUGACAGGACUAGAUCAGAAAAUAAAGCUCAUCUGAUUUUAAUUCACACAAGACUUUGUUUGUGAAUAUGGCUUACAAACACUGUAUGUGCUUUCAAUUACCCUGCACUAGAGUUUCAAGAAAUCUGUAUAAAACAGACUUUAAAAGCCUGUCAAAGACACUGUGAUCCUCCAUUAGAAAAAAAAAAAAGUCUACUGCUUGUUGUCCACGUCUGCUCUCCAGCUGUAUUUCUGAUGAGUCCAGACCGCAACAUUUUAAUACUCUCCCUGUUACAUGUGUCAUUCCAGAAACCCUCUGCCAGUGACCAGAUUGUAAGGCCUCUAAAACCCACGGUAUAAAUUAAUCUGAUGUGUUAAUUUGGGGAGCUAAUGCACAUAUGGGAAGGAGUUACACACAAAGAGGUCAACCUUCUGAAGUCGAGACAUGUUGGUUCCUCAUACAGUGCUCUAUUUGUGGUGAAUAAUGGACGUGUCACAGAAUGACUCUACGUUGGAAAAGUCAAACUGUUAAUUGCCAAAUUUAUGAUUCAGCCUUGGAGAAGGGAUAGCCUCAUAAAACUGUGAUGUGUGAUUUUACCUCUCUGCCUGAAGCUUAUGCCAUCUUAUUUCCUCGUUUUCUUAGCCUUUCUUUUAUUCAAUAGAGAAUUUAGUAUGAAUUAACUUGUAAAGUAAAAUGAAUUAGGAGAAAUGGUAAAUGUCACGUCAGAAGUCAUCUGUUUCAUAUCGAUUACUAUAUGAAGAUUACUGAGAGCAAAGCUGGUACGCUGUUUAACAUUGCAUGCUCUGACCCUUAACAUGGCAAAAGAGGAGCAUGGGAGAUUAAUAACAAUGAUUGUUUGUGAACAGCAGAGGAAAACCAGAACAGAUAAUAGAGAGGAGAAGCUGGUGGUCAGGUGGAAGAGGACACUAUUACACGCUCUCCAUAUAAAGUCUUGUUACCGCACAUGAGCAAGUUCCAUUAAAUUCAAUACAAUGAGACAAAAAGAGUCUGAUUCAAUCUAAUGAGAACAAUCUGGCUUCAUAUAGGGUUAGUCAAAUGCAGGGACCAGCCAGAGUACAAGGGCAGACUGUCUGUUACAAGGGCUCAUUACAGCCCCCUUGUGGCUGUAUCAAAAACUGCAUGUGUGGAUUUAGAUAUGUGAAUAUUCCAAGUUUAGCUUUGUACUUUGAUGCCUAGGCCCUUUUAUUUUUGUUUAGAACAAAUAAGGGUAUAAUUUCAACCCCAGGCAAAAAGUUCACACACUUUUUGAGCUAACCUCCAUUUGAAAAUAACUUUUUGGUAAAGUAAACAAUAGGUUAACACAGUUCAUGCAACAAAAGCAACAGUUCAGCCAAGAAAAAAAGGUGUCACUAUUGUUUAUGCUUAUGCCCCAAAUAUCAUUUCAUAACAUAUUCAUUUUUUCUGUAUAUUUGGUGCUUUGUCAUUUACUUUCAGUCUUUACUGUGUUUACUCCAAACAAUACUAAUUAUUGACAGGACUGUUUGUUCUGCAUUUUGUUGAUAUUUUCCAUGAGUGAGAACAAUACAGGUGCAGAACUUUGUCUUUUACUUGCUCUGCUACAACACUGAGAGGAACACGUAUCUACACUUACCAUGAAUGUCCUGUCUGUCAGGUAGGACAUGAACCAUCUGUGAACAACACCUGAGAGGCCAAGUUAGGCAGGGUAAAAGAAAAGUGUGGUCUGUUGGAACGAAGGCAGCACUAAGAUCCAGCAGAACCAACACUUUCACCUUCUGUACAUCAUAAUCUAGUCUUAUAUCAUUUAAAAUCUUUACUAGGGCGGUCUCAGUGCUGCAGUUCACCCUAAAACUAGACUGACACUUUUCAAGAAUAUUAUGAUUGUCUAGAAAUUCUUUAAGUGGGAUAAAAACAAGUUUCUCUAAUAUUUUACUUAAAAAUGGUAAGUUAGACGCUGGCCUAUAAUUGUUCACUGUUAAACUGUUAAAAUCUAAAUUGCUCUUUCUCAGCAGGGCCCUCACCACUACCGCUUUGAAGGCAGCAGGAAAGACCCUGUCUGAAGAGAGCAAUUCAUCAUGUUUGAAAGCUCAUCUCUAAAAGAUUCAUAAAAUGACUUAAAAAAUGAGGUUCGGGAUGGGGUCUAAAAGACAUAUGGUGGGCCUCACUGAGGUGAAAACUUUGUCCAGCAUCUCAGCAUUAACUAGGACAAAACUGUCUAGUGUUUCCUCGGGUAAAAACAAACACUCGGACGUGUUAAAAGCUGUAGUUCAACUUGAUAAAAUGUUACAUCUGAUUGUGUUUAUCUUCCCCAUGAAACCUCCCAAUGUGGCACUUUAUCCUAACCACAAACAGAGACCACAGGAGCUGCCUUUUAGUUCCUCACUAACAACUGUGAAAGGAAGCAGCAGCAGAAAUACAAGUUUGUCCAGCAGUGCAGCUGUGUUAUCUCUGCAACAUAUGACCUCACUCAGCCUUUGGCAUUUGAUUAUAGGAGGAGGUUAAGUUGUCAAAAAAGCAUAAAAGCGACAAAAUGAAAAAUGCAAACAUUCAAAGAAAAGAAAAGGAGCCCUAAAUAAGAAAUAUGAAACGAGACAGGAGGAGGUGUUUUAUUCUUUUUCUUACAGCUUCUCAGGAGUCCUUUUAUCGAUCAAGCACAAACCGCUCCUUCACCCCUCUAACAGCUCAGUCUAAGCAGCAGUGAGAACAACUUUAAACAAAGGAGAUAAUAACCAAAUAAUUAACACAGUCAGAUUUAGAAUUAGAAAAUUGUUUUGAAUAUUUCAUGCAGAAGCUGCAGAAAGAGGCCUGUUGCUACACCUUCCCAACUCUCACCAGUUUCAGGCAAUAACAUUUCUAAAUAAAAAUCUGCAGUGUGGUCGCCAAUGAUCUAGUUUGAUUUGGACUAUCAUGGAAAAACUGCUAUAAAUUUGGGCAUAAAAAAUUGCUCAUAGCAGCUUUAAAGUACCAAAUAGAUGGCGAAUAAAGCCCACAACAGCAAGAAAAUGACACUGCUUAUUGGAAACUAUAUCAAGAGUGAAUAAGUAAAUUCAAGUAAUUUCAUCUUGUUUCAGAGAGAAAAUAGUGAAAAAUGUGGAAAAACUAAGGCUCUUUUGUUACAGAAUAAUCUUUAGUAGCAGUGUCUAGAGCCUGGACACGGAGCGAUCAGAAAGAGAAACUUAUAGACAGGGCAGAGUGUGGAACAAGCAGACCAGUUAUGCAUUGUGAAUCAAUUUAAGGAAGCACAGAAAUGACUGAUUGAUGAUGAGUAAAGUUGUUUGUUGGCAGCAGCCUCUCUGUCAGAGUCAGUGCAGUUUUGCUUAUCUUGUUUGUUUAUAUGCAAAAACAAAAAGCUACCCGUGUAUACAGAGGGAGAACAGGGUGGCAGCUUGCAGUGAAGCUGUGUUUGUUUUUGUGAGGUUUACUUCAGCUUUAAGUUGUUUUAUUGCACUCAUCCUGUGUUUGUUCUCCUCCUCUUCUCUUUUAUUCUCUUAUAAAAUAAAGCUGUUGCCUCUCUGCAUUUUCUUAGCCCUCUGCCUGGGAAUGACAUUGGUUCUCUGCUGUAAUGAAUAUAAAUCAUACUGCGUGCCAGGAAAUCACAGCUAGGAGGUUUUCUGCAUUUGGAUGAUUAAGUGGCUGCCAUCCAUCAGAGAUGUUUUCUUUUAUUAUUUCUAACAAACUGCAGUUUCUGUGAGCUGUAGAACAAGCUUAUAUGAUAGAACUACAUGGUGAGUGACACUUUGUAUGCACAGCUAACCACAUGCAAAAUACCCACAGUACCGCCUCAAACAUAGAUAAAAUAACAAUAAUGUGAAUGCACAUUGUGUCUCUGACUCUGGAGCUGUUUGAAAGUGAUCAGUCAUUGUAGGUUAUUGUAGUUUUAACAGGUCAUGUUAGGAUUAGCUUGCAGUGUUUUCUCAUGAACUGGUCUGUAUUUAAAGACCUAUGUAGAUGUACAUCCUAGUGUAAGGUGCCAUCUAGAGGAUAAGAACAGUACUGAAGGACAGAGGUUCACAGGAGGGGACAGAGAUGCUUGUGCAUCAUAUCCAAUCAGCAGAUAUUUUGACAGUGGUAGUUAUAAACAUUGUACUUUGCCACCAAGAUUAGUGUUGCAUUUGUUUUAAAGGUUCUGACUUCAGCAGGAUUUGAUAUGUAUUUUCUUAAACUUGCUGUAUUUUUAGGCAGAAGCUCACCAGCGUGAAUGCUGCACAGCUUCAGUGAUUCGACAUAACACCAGCUGCAUCUGUACUCUAUUUUUGUGCUUGCUCAUACUGUGUGGAAACCCUCCUAGCUGACAGAGGUCAGAGAAGCAGAGAAUCUUGUGAAUAACAAAACUUGAUUUCAGCACAUGACUCUAACCCUAACCCUAACUUUUCCCUUUCUGCUGCCUGAGCAGGAGGAAGCUGAGCGAGGAGUCAGACACCCCCAGAUAGAUGUGUGGUAUGGCUGAGUCAGGCUGCACAAAUCCUCCUCUGUUAUCAGAAUAGAAGAUCCAUAGAAGAUGGACUUUAUAUCCCUGCCGAAGACAUGUAUGAGUCCACGGGCGCUGCUUUUCCACACAGUGACUAACAGAGGAACACCAGCAGAUAACAUAACACCAACAGACAAUAUUCACUUACAGCAAUUUCCCCAGCUAGGGAGCAAGCCUGAAGUGUGCAGGCCAGUGAUGGCUGCAGGAUGAGGCAGAAAUUGACACAAGAUCUGGAGGGAAAAGAGAAGAACGAGUUAAUACGUCUGUAAUAUUUUUAGUUUUGGAUUAUGAUUCAAGGC